UUACACAAGCAAGGGAAGGCAUUUUACAACAGGAGGGUUUCACAACUAUAAAAGCAGCUCUGCGCGUUAGCCUACACUAAUUACGUUUUCCGCUUAUAGCUGCGAAAGUGACUCCCGGUUUUUUGGGGGGUUUAUAAAAGGAAAGAAAGUCCGUGUCAGUGAGAAAUCAUUUGACAGCAUCGUCCACGCCUCCCGUUUUGUGGAAAACAACGUGAAAACGCGCGUUUUGCUCGGGAGCUUAUUUGAGUGAUAAUUGACGUGAACUAACAGGGUGAAUAUCGGUAUGUUAACCUGAUUUUCUCCGUCGUCGUCGUCGUUCAUCAUCCACACUCCUCCGGGGCGCAGUAAGCAACAGCCGCUCACUUGGGGACAUUUGUAGUCCUUGAAGCCUCCAAGUCGAGGAGAGGGUUCCGUCAUGGAGUUGAGUUCAGUGAUUUUAACGACUGGGGGCUCCGUUGGCUUUUUUAAACUUGUCAACACUGGAUUCAACAAUCUGCCCAUUCCCGAGUCUGCCUGCAGGAAUGCAUGGAAAUGGAGAAAUAUCUCUACAUCCUUCGUCCAUAGUGUUAUCACUGGGAUAUGGGCGGUGCUUUGCUUUUUCCUUCACCCGCAGAUGGCCGAGGAUCUGAUAGAAACCCACUCUGCGUUUUCACAUGCCUUGGUCUCGGUCUCGAUCGGUUACUUCAUCUAUGACUUUUUUGACAUGGUGCUGAACCAGAAGCUGACUCAGUCCUGGGAGCUUCUCUUCCAUCACAUUGUGGUGAUCACCUGUUUCGGCCUGUCUGUGCUGUCGUGUCGCUACGUGGGCUUCGCCGUGGUGGCCCUGCUGGUGGAGAUCAACUCCGUGUUCCUCCACCUGCGGCAGGUCCUGCGCAUGGCCAGCCUGGCAGCGAGCACGCUCUACCGGGUCAACAGCAUGAUCAACCUGGGCACGUACGUGGUGUUCCGCAUCAACACGCUGGCCUGGAUGACCCGCUGGCUGGUGCUCAACAGGGACAAAGUGCCCCUGCUGGCCUACACCGUGGGCAGUGUCGGCAUGGCGAUCAUGACCGCCAUGAACAUCGUCCUCUUUUACCGGCUGCUCAGGAGCGACUUCCUCAAGAGCAGUGCCCGAGAGGCCAAGAAGGAGAAGGAGAUGUGAGGUGGCAGGGAGGAAAGGAUGGAGGAAGGAUGAGAUUCACACACAUGCACACACACAUACACACACACACACACGUUACUGUACGAUAACACCCUGUGGCCCAGAUUUUUAAAAGCUGGGAGGUGGACUUGAAGGGAUUUCCUUUCUGUGUGUCCAUGCCAAGAGGUGUAAUCAAAUGGCUUCACUACCCAUUCUCCACUACAAUGCUGUGUGAUGCAGGUAUGGCUCAUUAUGCAGAAACCUACAUUUCCCUUGACCUCCUGAAUCAGUCAGCAAAUGGCUUCUCAUCAGACAGUGCGUCUGUGUGUGUCGAGUUAGCCUUGGGUGUCAUCGUCUGGCUUAAUGAUGGAAGGAGGAUUCUUUAUAUGAACAAUACAAGGGCAUGUGAAAUAACACCAAAAGCCUUAUCCCACAGGGUGUGUCAGCUAAAUCUGCUCUAAAAUGUAGUGUAUGAGAAGUGGAGAAACACUGUUCACACAAUAAUAAAAUCACCCACACACACUUAUGCUGCCACAUGAAGUAGCUAUAUAAACAAAUCCAAAAUAUAACUAGAUCUAUACAGUAUUUUAAUAAUACAUAUAUAUGAAUUAUAAGUAUACAUAAUGUGGGCUAUUAAAAAUGUCCCACAGAUAAAGGUUGUUUAUCACUGAAUAGGGAGUCAAACCUUUCUUCAUGAACUCGUCUUUUAACACAAGCACUACAGAUGUGAAGAUGCCUUUUUUUUUUCACCAAACUCUCCUCAACUAAAAACCGCCUGUUACCUCAGAAAGCCUGUAGCAGAGCUUUGUCUCUUUCUAACAAAUGUUUUGCUGUUGGUGAACGUUCUUCAUUUUGGAGAACCAAAAUAAUAUAAGGAAAAAAGAAGAAGAAAAUUGUUUUUUUUUUUUUUGUUUGUUUGUAAUUUUUUGCCACAAUGGGUGAAUAUGAACUUGAUUGUCUUAACGCUUUUGUAGUUUUGAGCAGAACAUAAUGAAAUCCAGUGUGUGGAUGUUCUUGAGCCAGUACCAAUCCUCAAUCAUUUAAUUAGAUCAUUUUCAACACUUGAAUGAAUUAUUUGAAGCAUGGUGUAAAUCAAAAAUUACAGUUUUAAUAAAACACAACAUUUGUUUGUCAGUGGCAGCCGGGAUGCAGAGCCUCACAGUGUUAGUGGCAAACUAGUUGUGGUUCGCAUUUCCUACGUCACAGAAUUGGAUUACAGCUUCCGG
Messenger RNA from Myripristis murdjan (pinecone soldierfish), 2346 nucleotides. It is a transcript of the gene tlcd2, whose product is annotated as TLC domain containing 2. The record is from RefSeq and is a predicted model, not a curated record. Gene Ontology annotation, cellular component: plasma membrane. Gene Ontology annotation, biological process: membrane assembly; regulation of membrane lipid distribution; phospholipid homeostasis. NCBI's taxonomy places the organism in Eukaryota, Metazoa, Chordata, Actinopteri, Holocentriformes, Holocentridae. The transcript has 4 exons. The coding region runs from base 416 to 1141 and encodes 241 amino acids.